Molecule: messenger RNA, 774 nt
Organism: Macrobrachium nipponense
Lineage: Eukaryota; Metazoa; Arthropoda; Malacostraca; Decapoda; Palaemonidae
Exons: 4
Coding region: 1-774 (257 amino acids)
Source: RefSeq, a predicted model, not a curated record
AUGAGGGCCAUACGCUUGGAAGUAGCAUCAAAUCUCACAUCAGGCUCAUUCAUUAGUGCCUUCAGAAGGUUUUUUACUCGUCGUGGACAGCUUGGAUCGAUUAGAUGCGACAGUGGCAUUAAAUUUGUGGGAUCACAGAAGGUUCUCGAAUCCAGUUAUGAGCUCUUGGGAGAAAACAAGGUGGAAGCAACAGUUAAUAGUAGGCCCCUUACCAUUUUCACCUCAGACAGUAGAGACCCAGCUCCACUUACACCAAACAAGCUUUUAAACAUGGGAGAUUUGCCCGCAGGGUGCGACAUUGCAAUAGGUGGCUACUCUAAGCAGAGAUGGAAGAAAGUGCAGCAUAUUGCCGAGCAGUUCUGGGCACGUUGGAAACGCGAAUACAAGUCGGGGUUACAACAGCGACAGAAGUGGUUCAAGGAACGACGCAACGUCAGGCUGGGAGACAUAGUCCUUAUGAUCAAUGAAUGUGUAGCACGCUGCCAAUGGCCAUUGGCUCAGGUAGUGCAGAUUAAAGCAGGGAAAGAUGGACUGGGACUCAGGGACUCAGAGACUCGUGCCUCGUGCCUAGGAUCUCGAUUUCGUGAAAAUCAAGCAAAUAAAGUUAUAAGAUCAUCUGCCUCCUCCUCCUCCUCCCUUCUCCCUCCUACUCCCCCUCCUACUCCGCCUCCUCCUCCUCCCUCCCCCCUCCCUCACUCCUCUCCUCUCCUCCUCGCCUUCCCCCCCUCCCUCCCUCCUUUCUCCCUCCCUUCCCCCCCUUUUUCCCAGCCUUAA